Rhizopus microsporus ATCC 52813 is the source of this 369-nucleotide messenger RNA. RefSeq lists its product as uncharacterized. Bases 1 to 369 code for a protein of 122 amino acids. Lineage: Eukaryota; Fungi; Mucoromycota; Mucoromycetes; Mucorales; Rhizopodaceae. The record is from RefSeq and is a predicted model, not a curated record. The transcript has a single exon.
AUGUCUUCGAAGAAGGCGGAGACGAGCAGACUAUGUAAACUAUCCUGGAAAAGGCUAGGAGGUUUGCAGCUUACUACUUUGCAACAGGAAAAGAACUGGAUAGAGAUGCCAAAGAACUAUAAACAAAGGCGCUUCGUCUCCCAGACAGCCUCAAAUAUCGAGAAUGACGACGAAGACGACAACAAAAACCUCUUUUUCUCCUUUGAGGUUAUUGAAAAGAUUCAAAAGACUAGAUUUGAAGAGUCCGCCAUCAAGCGAUCUAGCUAUUCAUCAAAAACACAUGGUGGAUUCAAUGGUAGAGGACGCUCCAAUGAAGGUAGUUUCAGAGUGUUGUAUUCAGCUUUGGUUGUUAUUGAAAAAAGGUUAUGA